UGAGCGGAGUAUGUGCAGCGGAAAAAGCUGAGAGAGUGUGGACUGAUAGCAAGCCGGGAAACUGCAGCUCCUGAGAGGCUCCUGCUGCUAGCUGUUGCCCUCCUAAAGUCUGUGAAACUUUUCACUGCUGAGACGCGAAGUAAUGGACAAUUAGAGAGACAUUCAACAGGCUUUCAACAGCUACUUAAAAGCGAGUCUAAGUCACCGCUGCCCUCACAUCGCCCACAGCCUGAACAAAAGCAGCGACCAUGGGCAAACAGAACAGCAAGCUCCGUCCCGACGUCAUGCAGGACCUGAUGGAGAACACGGAGUUCACCGAGCACGAGAUCAUGGAGUGGUACAAGGGCUUCUUGCGGGACUGUCCCAGCGGCGCGCUCUCCAUGGAGGAGUUCAAGAAGAUCUACGCCAACUUCUUCCCCUACGGAGACGCCACCAAGUUCGCCGAACAUGUCUUCCGCACGUUUGACGCCAACGGAGAUGGGACUAUCGACUUCAGGGAGUUCAUCAUCGCUCUGAGCGUGACCUCUCGUGGUCGGCUGGACCAGAAGCUGAAGUGGGCGUUCAGUAUGUACGAUCUGGACGGGAAUGGAUACAUUAGCAAGGCGGAGAUGCUGGAGAUUGUAACGGCUAUUUACAAGAUGGUUUCCUCUGUGAUGAAGAUGCCCGAGGACGAGGCUACACCGGAGAAACGAACGGACAAAAUCUUCAGGCAGAUGGACACAAAUCGAGAUGGUAAAUUGUCCCUUGAGGAGUUUGUUGAAGGAGCGAAAAGCGACCCCUCCAUCGUCCGUACCUGCUGCAUGUGUGAUCCCAGCAGUGCUGGGCUGCUAGAAAACUGGACUCUUCCCCCAUCAUUGCUUUGAUUCCUUUAACACAAUUUUUAAUAUCUUCUCCCAGCUGACCCACCCU
Molecule: messenger RNA, 909 nt
Organism: Trematomus bernacchii (emerald rockcod)
Lineage: Eukaryota; Metazoa; Chordata; Actinopteri; Perciformes; Nototheniidae
Gene: ncaldb
Product: neurocalcin delta b
Exons: 4
Coding region: 249-863 (204 amino acids)
Biological process (GO): calcium-mediated signaling
Cellular component (GO): cytosol
Molecular function (GO): calcium ion binding; actin binding; tubulin binding
Source: RefSeq, a predicted model, not a curated record